Messenger RNA from Asparagus officinalis (garden asparagus), 801 nucleotides. Its product is annotated as photosystem II reaction center W protein, chloroplastic. NCBI's taxonomy places the organism in Eukaryota, Viridiplantae, Streptophyta, Magnoliopsida, Asparagales, Asparagaceae. The record is from RefSeq and is a predicted model, not a curated record. Gene Ontology annotation, biological process: photosynthesis. The transcript is spliced from 2 exons. Gene Ontology annotation, cellular component: photosystem II; chloroplast. Bases 150 to 725 code for a protein of 191 amino acids.
CUGUUAGUGAUAGAAGUCUCUGUUUGUUUUGCUGCUUUUAUUGCAUAAACCCUUCGGCGUACUAAAUCUCCUAAAAUGGUUCCUUGAGUAGAAUAGCAUCAACUCUCCAUGAUAAGGAUAGAUACGUGCACGUGGAAGUUAUUGGUUGGAUGGGAGAGGAUGAGGUUUCCGAAGAGGGCCAGCCACUGAGUCACACCGAUGAAACUUCCAAUAUUGCAACAGUCGAACAUGUAAGCUUGUUUUCAUCUUCAUAUUUCGCUCUUCCUGUCUGCUUCUUUGCUGCUUUCUAUUUCCUCUCUGAGCCAAGAAUAAUGGCCACAGCAUGUUGCCCCUCUUCAGCUAUUGCCCGCGCUGUGCUCGCUUCCAAGGCGGCGAUUCCCGUCACCUCGCCGCAAGUUCUUGGUGUGCCUCAAACUGCAACGAGGAUAGCAACAAUGAGAUGCUCACCAGAGAAGAAGCCACACCGACGUGACACCCAACGAGCCUCAACUGCUGCCAUGACCUCGUCGCUUGUGCUUGCGGCGAGUAGCGUAAUGAGCACCCCUGAUGCGGUUCUGGCCCUGGUCGACGAGCGAAUGAGCACGGAAGGAACAGGUCUGACGCUCGGCAUUAGCAACAAUUUAUUGGCGUGGAUACUUCUUGGUGUGUUCGGACUCAUUUGGUCCCUUUAUUUUGUGUACACAUCUGAUCUGGAUGAGGAUGAGGACUCUGGUCUUUCCCUUUAAGAAAUUCAGUUUGUAUUAGAAAAAGAAUGAAGAAAAGCAGAUAACUGCCAAGUAAAUUUUAAAAUGCCUUGCCUUA